CGGGCCAGGAGAAUCGAUAAUGUGAUAUGUAAGCCAAGCGACUUCCUCUUGAAGACAUAUAUAAGUAGGAUAUAACUUGCUCAUGAUACAGAAGACAUUUCCAUUCCGCUUUACGUCCAGCAUUAACUGAUUAACCAUGGCUUCUGACACCAUCAGCACCCUCCAGUACUUCACUGCUCCACUUGACGGCUCUCGGCCUUACAAUAGAAUCUACGCAGAUAGCACCACGACAAAGCCGCCCCGCAACUGGACCCAGGAGCCGCAUGACGUGCAAAUUGAGGACGUGCGCGGGAAGGAGGAACUUUACAAGGUUGACAAUGCUGGAUUUCAGUAUGGGCGAGAAGCAGCGAAGCACACCAGCUUCUUGAAUGAUGGUGAAGUUGAACGCGAAUACUAUCCUGAGAGUAUCGACCUCAUCAAGAGGGUCACGGGAGCGACCAGCGUUGUCAUCUUCGAUCACACUAUUCGUCGCCGUCGCCCAGGUGAGGCAGGUGAUGACCCACAGAAACGUCAACCAGUCUCCGCGGUUCAUGUGGACCAAACAACUGCGUCGUCCAUUGCUCGUGUUCAUAGGCACCUCCCGCCUACAGAAGCUCCUUCCCUCCUUCGCAGACGCUUUCAAAUCAUAAACCUUUGGCGUCCUAUAUCGCAUGCAGCUGUAGAUUGGCCGCUUGCACUAUGCGACUUCCGCAGUGUAGAUGUGGAGAAAGACUUGGUGCCUGUCGCUCUUCUAUACGCUGACCGCGAGGGUGAGACAUUUGGAGUCAAAUACAACCCAAACCACCAGUGGAAAUACCUGAAGGCAAUGACCCCGGAAGAGUUUGUUCUUAUCAAAUGCUUUGAUUCGAUAGAAGAUGGCAGUGUCGCGAGGUUGACCCCUCAUACUGGGUUCCAGGACCCAAACACUCCAGAGGGAACGCCGGCUCGGGAAUCCAUCGAGCUGAGAGCUCUGGUAUUCUAUGAUUAGAACAAGUGGCGUUAAGAGUUGACAAAGAACUCAUACCGCGUUUCGUUGCUAUAUCUGUAUGCGUAGUUGUACUUUGCUGAUUUAAUCUUGGACAUUUUGCACAAUCCUUGUGAACUUAUCGUGACUGUCAUGACACUAUCCAUGCAUUCAUGAGAAGGAUGCAUGCGACAUGGAGAAUUCUGAAGCGAUGUCGAGG
Molecule: messenger RNA, 1163 nt
Organism: Suillus subalutaceus
Lineage: Eukaryota; Fungi; Basidiomycota; Agaricomycetes; Boletales; Suillaceae
Exons: 4
Molecular function (GO): oxidoreductase activity
Source: RefSeq, a predicted model, not a curated record